AUGCGUCUUGCCCCGCAGCCAAGCGCGCAACCCCUGCGGCUCCUAGUCCCUCUCCUGCUGGCCACGGGGGUCAUCGCCUCCCCGGUCAUCUCGGCCGGCUGCCCGGACAGGUGCGUCUGCGACGACCAGCUGGUGGUCCAGUGCGCCGGGCAGCACCUGAGCGCGUUCCCCGCGGACCUGCCGCUGGCCACGCGGCAGCUCAUCCUCUCCAACAACCUCAUCGCGGAGCUGCCGCCCCUCGGGCUCAACUACCUCUCCGACCUGGUGUACCUGGACUGCAGCAACAACUCCCUGACGGAGAUAUCCGAGUCCACGUUCGGGAACCUGCGCAAGCUGGCCUACCUGGACCUCUCCUUCAACACCUUGGCGCGGAUCGAGGGCAGGACGUUCGGCCCCUUGGCCAGCCUGGUGAUGCUGAGGAUGACGGACAACCCGGGGCUCUCGGAGAUCCACCCGGACGCCUUCGCGGAGAACGAGGCCCUCCAGGUGCUGGACGUGAGCCGGAACAACCUGACGGUCCUCAACGUCACCUCCCUGAUCGCGCUGCCCGCGCUGCGCUCCGUGGGGCUCAGCGGGAACCCGUGGCUCUGCGAGUGCGAGAACGAGGACCUCUGCCUGUGGGUUCACCUGGAGGGCUUCAAGUUCCAAGAUGAGGGGCAGACGGUGUGCGGCUCGCCCCUGGACAUGCAGGGCCGCCGUCUGGGCGAGAUGGGCGUCCAGCUACGGACGUUGUGCCACCAGACUCUGGGCUCCUGGGACUACCUCUUCUUCGUCGCCAUCGGCUUCGUCAUCUUCGCCGCCGGCACCGUGUCGGCCUGGCUGAUGGGCGUCGUCAUGGUUCUCUACGAGCGCUACAUCAAGAAGAAGGACGAGCAGCUGGACGUGGAGGACGAGGAGGACGGCAACGAGCCGGGUCCCCAGGCGAGAGCCGACAGGAGUUUAAAAGGCACAAUCACUGUUUAA
Molecule: messenger RNA, 963 nt
Organism: Menidia menidia (Atlantic silverside)
Lineage: Eukaryota; Metazoa; Chordata; Actinopteri; Atheriniformes; Atherinopsidae
Source: the annotation of a GenBank genome assembly